AUGCGCACUGUCGCGUUGUACGGCACGAUCUUCAUCCUUAUCGCCGGCGCUCUGAUAUUCUUCGCGACUUCGGGAAAGAGCGCAUUCGCCUCUGAAUACGUGGGAAGUUACCGGCCAGAGCCCCAAGAGCACGAAUCGCAUGGCAAGCCGAAGGAAGAUCGACCUGGAAAGCACAACAACUGGCACUUUGACUACAAAAGAGAUGGUCGCAACUAUGGCCUCUCAGAAGAGCAGUGUGAUAUUGCAUUCCCGGGGCUAUACAAGGAGAUCGACAGAGCGGUAGCACACAGGCUGGAGAAAUGGGGAAAGAUCACUCCAGAUGAAGUGGAGGUGGAAUGGAGAGGAGAUGGAAUUGUAAGAGCAAUGAUACACGACAACCAGUUGUAUAUUGUCGAUCCACAUGCGGUGACGGACCAUAACCAUCGACCGAGAACGAUUUCAACGCUGAAUGCGAUCCAUCGGGCGAUUACCGCAUAUCCAGGGAAGCUACCAGACAUUGAGUUCAGUUUCACCGUCCACGACUUUGCAUUGCACGAUCAAUACGGGAAAGAGACGACAUGGGCAUAUACAAGGCGAGCGCAUCAGGAGAAGCUAUGGCUCAUGCCCGACUUUGGUCUGUGGGCUUGGCCGGAUGUUGGACUGCGAUCGUACGCAGAGUUGCAAGAGGUACUAGAGCAUGAAGAGGACGAGUUCGUGGAUAAGGUCCCGAAGCUUGUCUGGCGAGGCUCGUUGGCCGUGGGAUCGAAGGACGUACGGCAUGGUCUUGUGGAGCAUUCCGAGGGCAAGCCGUGGUCCGAUGUUCAAACACUGGACUGGUCAAACAAGACCAACAUCGAAGAACGCCUUCUGACCAUGCAGGACCACUGUUCCUACAUGUUCGUGGCACAAACCGAAGGCAACACCUACAGUGGACGUCUGAAGUACCUCUUGAACUGCCACUCGAUCCUAUUUUCCCACGAGCUGGAGUGGAUCGAGCUCUAUCACCACUUGAUGAAAAAGGAAGGUCCAGACCAGAACUAUAUCCAAGUGAAGCGGGACUUCAGCGAUCUCCCUGGACAUAUGAAGAAGCUGAGCAAACCAGCCAACUUCCCAGAGUCGCAAAAGAUUGCGGACAACGCGAGAAGAACAUUCAGAGAACGAUAUCUCACCCCAGCCGCCGAAGCGUGUUACUGGCGUGCAAUGAUAAGGGGUUGGGCUUCAGUACAAGGCUUCACACCCGAGUUUUGGGUUGAAGUGAAGGAGUUUGAUAAAGUCGCCCAGAAAGAGAAGAAGAAGCGGAAACCCAGGGGCGCACCUUUUGAAGCGUAUGCGAUUAUGGAGGAGGUCGAUUGGGCGAUACCCGCAAAGGCAAGAAAGAUGUGUAUUGAUGAAUAG
This is a messenger RNA of Zasmidium cellare ATCC 36951, 1374 nucleotides long. RefSeq lists its product as uncharacterized. The transcript has a single exon. The record is from RefSeq and is a predicted model, not a curated record. Lineage: Eukaryota; Fungi; Ascomycota; Dothideomycetes; Mycosphaerellales; Mycosphaerellaceae. Bases 1 to 1374 code for a protein of 457 amino acids.